Molecule: messenger RNA, 962 nt
Organism: Aaosphaeria arxii CBS 175.79
Lineage: Eukaryota; Fungi; Ascomycota; Dothideomycetes; Pleosporales
Exons: 2
Coding region: 280-906 (208 amino acids)
Source: RefSeq, a predicted model, not a curated record
CUAUCGCCAGGAGAUACAACAAUUAAUUAUAUCAGGGACGGAAUCCCACGGAUAUCGAGUGCGAGAGUUGCGUGGAGACCUCUCUCAACAGGGGGCAUCUCAUUGGCUCUCCGCUAGGAGCCCCCCCAACCAUUUGCCUUAGGCCCGAGCUUUCGAGAUUUCGAAAAGGUGACGUUCAUUCGCAUCUCAACAAUCCUUUUCCCUUGCUCCGUUCAGAUAACCUCGCUCCAACGACCGACCUUCCCUCUUAUCUUUCCCUCUCUGUUACCUUUAUCAGCAAUGGGGUCUGCAGCAUCGAAAGGCGCUCGUGCCGCGGGUGCGAGCGCUCGCAAAUAUCCCACUCGCGUCCCACCGACUGCUACAACUACUACAACACAAUCCACGACCAGCCAUGCUCCUGCUCCUCCUCCGCCGUCCGCCCGGCCCUCUCAAGCAGGUCCUACAGUGCACCCGAGCCCGCAAGCCAGCGAGACGAAGACUCAAGCCAUCGACCUCGAUGCCCGCGACCCAGCAUUCGCCUCCCGACUGAACACCAUCGGCGUCGUCGAGCCCAACCCGUACCACCCCUCGACCUCCUCGUCGUUCGACCCCAGCAGGCGCAACGCCGCGAAUCAGUUCGCGGACAUGAUGACCGCGCCGCCGCAGUCGGCGUUUCCCGACCCGGGGAAUAAUCCCGCGUUGCGGAUACUGCAUUCCAGGCAGAAGAUUCAGGAGGAGGCGGAGAGUGAGCUGGAGCAGUUGGGUAAGAGGGGGUUCAAGGGGAGGACGUAUGUCGAUGCUGGGAUCUUGCAGCUGGCGCUCAAGAGGCUGCAGCGUGGGGAGAGCGAGGCGAAGGUCGAGGACGCAUUUGACAUCAAGAGGGGGCGACUGGGGUUGCUCAAGAAGGGAUUGGUGGAGUCGGUAUGAUGAAGAUGAUGAAGAUGAUGAUGAUGAUACGUCGUCAUAUAUUUUGAGGAAAAGAA